This is a messenger RNA of Fonticula alba, 1374 nucleotides long. RefSeq lists its product as hypothetical. The coding region runs from base 14 to 1207 and encodes 397 amino acids. Gene Ontology annotation, biological process: protein insertion into ER membrane. Gene Ontology annotation, molecular function: protein binding. Lineage: Eukaryota; Rotosphaerida; Fonticulaceae. The transcript is spliced from 6 exons. The record is from RefSeq and is a predicted model, not a curated record.
CUCGCAUCCGCACAUGCCCCUGCCACCCCUCGCUCGCUCUGCACUUGUGCCUCGCUCCUUCUCCUCCCCCCCCUCUCCCCCCCCCCUCGCCCGUGUAGUCAUGAACCUCGCCAGCCUGCUCGCCCCGCAGAAGAAGACAGCCAAGAGUCCGCCGGCCCCGGUGGUCCCGCUGCUCAAUGAGCCGAUCACUGAGGCUCAGGCGGCUCGCUUUGGUGGCCUGCGUGCGACCAUCGCCUCGGGCAUCGCUGCCGGGGAGCUUUACGACGCUUUGGAAUCCAUCAAUGCUCUCUUCACCCGCCUCAUGCGCGCGAAGCAGUUCAAGGAGGCCUUCGAUGUGAGCAUGGAGUUUUCGAAGCUUUUCUUCGCGGCCGGUGUGCGCCAUCACCCGAACGCCGUGUCUCUGAGCAACUCCCUCUCCACCAAGCUGCUGGUGCCGAAGCGCAUCGCCUUCAGCCCGGAACUGUCCUCGGCGGUGGUCAACACCCUGGUCGAGGCUGAUGCCCAGCUCAAGGAGAAGGCUGCCGCUGCCGGCCCCGCCGGUGCCGAGGACUUUGCCUGGAGUGAGGAGGCUCUGCUGAGCUGGCUGAAUUUCUUCUUCAACUGGAUCCAGGCGGUGGAUCCGGCCAGCACCGGCUCCUUCUCCCUGGCCGUGGGCUGCUUUGCCAAGAAGGCCGGUCUCUUCCAGGUUGCCGAGCGUUAUCUCCUGUACGGCACCGGCGACGCGCCCGACCAGCUGGUCUCCCUGCAUCUUGGCACCACUGCCAAGGAGCUGACUCCCGAGCUGAAGACCGAGCUUGCCUUCUUCGGCGCUCGCUGUGCACUCAGCUUCCUGGCUCAGACCCGCCCGAAGGACGCCUACCACUUCCUGAUGACUUUCGUCAAGACCCUGGUCAAGCUGUAUCCCGAGCUGCAGGCUCACGAGGAGCGCGUGAUGACCGCCCCUGGCGUGGGCCUUCCGGCCAACUUCCUCCAGACCGUCCUGCCCCAGCUGACCUACGCUCAUCUGGUCCUGAUCCUGGUCGAGCGCGGCCUCGACCCGAAGGCGCUGGCCUCCCUGCGCAUGGUGCUCUCCGAGGGUGUGCUCAAUGUCCCGGAGUCGGCCGAUCUGAACCGGCUCACCAAGACCAUCACCCGCAAGUAUGGUCGCCCGGAGCAUAACAACUUCUACGAUAGCCUCUUUCGCACCGUCGGGCAGUCCGAUGCCUAAGCGAUUCUAGUGGCAACGUGCGAGGAUGCGCCUGAUCACCGGGUGUCACCUCCUUCUUUUCCUUCUCCCAGCCGGGCAGCCGCUCGUAUCUGCCCAUUUCCGGUCUCCCUGCCGAGCACGCGCCCGGCGAAAUACGCACUUUCACACAUACACUCAGAUGCACUCGA